AUGCUCUCCCGCUCCCUCACGCCGCUUGCCAGGCAGGCACUACGCGUGCGACGCAGCGUAGCACCCACCGCGCAGCUGCCGCCAGCAUUCGGCCGCCGCACCAACUCGUCGUCGUCGUCGGGCGGCAACGGUCUGCCCAGCUCCUGGCCCCCGCUCCCGCCCGGCUUCGAAAAGGUGACGCAGCGGCCCUCGGCCAUCGAGGCCAUCCGCAACCUCGUCGAAAUCAUGAAGAAGAACGGCAUCGACAUGUCUUCCGGCGAGAAGCCUUCCAUGUUCCAGAUGAUGAAGCUCGCCUCCAACUCCGAGAUCCGCGAGGCCACCGGCAAGCUCAUGCACGAGCUCAAGGAGGCCGGCAUGGACGUCUCGCCCCAGGCCCUGCAAAAGUUUAUGCAGGCCGGCGCCGACUCGCUCAAGGACCCCAAGAAGUAG
Pseudozyma flocculosa PF-1 is the source of this 429-nucleotide messenger RNA. RefSeq lists its product as uncharacterized. Bases 1 to 429 code for a protein of 142 amino acids. Lineage: Eukaryota; Fungi; Basidiomycota; Ustilaginomycetes; Ustilaginales; Ustilaginaceae. The transcript is spliced from 2 exons. The record is from RefSeq and is a predicted model, not a curated record.